GACUUUUUCCUAAUCCAAUAAGAACUCUACGAGAAAUAACGCAAAAGGCGGCUAUUCCGCUGGUUCGUUUCUUCGUCCGUUCAUCUUCGUUUGAAAUUAACAUUGGAAUCGGACAGAGAGAUGUUAGAGAGGUAUCGGCCAUUGGAAUUGGGAGAGAUGUUGGUAUCGAGAGAGAGAGAGAUGUUGGAGAGGUAUCAGAAAUUGGAAUUGAGAAAGGCGCUUUCCCGUAGGUAUGACUACCCCUCAGCCUGCAAAGAACUGGCCUUCAUUCUCAGAGGGCUUUACACUAAUGCCCCAAAGAAUCUCCAAGCCCUAAUGUUUCAGGAUACUCUCCUUGCUUUUCAACUUCUUCCAGAAGUCCAGACAAGCUGGGGUACGUCAGCAGCUAACCUCUUGCUCCAAGCAGCAGAAGCUACAUUGCCAAAGCAGAAAAGAGCAAUGGCAGUUUCUGAGUUUAAACAUGCUAUAGUUUCUUACAAGAGGCACUGCAAAACUCGACAAGAUAAACAUGAUGCAACUCAACUCCCACAAGAUGUUCUUAUCCACAUAUUCAGUUUCCUGGAUGGACGGUCUUUGGUCUCUGCUGGACUUGUGUGCUGGUUAUGGAAUUCAGCAGCAAGUGAUAACAAACUGUGGCGAUCACAAUACACCCGCCUUUUUAAUGACAUUGAGUUAUAUUGUGCUGAAGAAGGGAAACGGCAGGAUCCAAAUUCAGAGAAGCCAACAAAUACCUUUAAAGAAGAAAAAAAUGUGGAUUCAAGUGCAAAUAUUAGUUGGAAAGAGGCUUUUAGGAGUAAAUAUGUAGGAAAAUCGUCGAGGAGUUUUGCAUCAAACAGGGGCUAUUGUUGCAAUUGCAGAUCUGUAAUUUGGCUCAAUGAUAUGAAAUGUUCAAAUCUUCAUGGAAUUUCAAAAGAUGGAGAUGCUCAAUGGAAAGUAAAACCAAUAUCACCUUCAGAGGUCGUGCAGUUUCUUCUGGGUGAUACCCAUUCUGGGACUUCUUCCUCUGACAGCGAUAGUGAUUCUGAUGAGGCGUUGCUCGUGCAGCAGAUGUUGCCUAAACUAUGGGCCUACCCCACAAGACAUUUGACUCAUGUCUGGAAGAUGCCUUCCGAGGGAUGAAAGACAUUUGACUCGUGUCUGGAAGAUGCCUUCCGAGGGAUGACUCUCUCUCUCUCUCUCUCUCUCUCUCUCUCUCUCUCUCUCUCUCUCUCUCUCUCUCUCUCUCUCUCUCUCUCUGGAUAGUGAUUCAAUCUGUUGCUUGGAAGUGAUAUGUUUAGCGUGUAGAUAUGCUAGCGAUUAUGCAGAGUCCAGACCUCCACUGCUGUGUCCAUGUUACCUGGUUAAUGCAUGAUAAUCUAGUCUUUGUGCUGUUAAUACACUAUUAUCAGUUUGAUAUCUUUAGCUGUGAAUUACUGGAUUAAGUGUGUGAUUCCUGCGCCCACCUUAUGUAGCUGCUCCCCCCUUAAAAGACAAAUGAAAGCAUGUUUUCCAUAAUCCUCGUGAUAAUAGAUAUCUCAUCACGAGGAUUGUUACAUCCAUUCAAUGUUUGGAUGAUGGAGAGACCGGAACUCAUCAGGAUGAAAAGAGUUCUCACGAUCACACUCAACCCUAUGGCUGGACAGAUGAUCUUCAUGGUACAUUCGGAAGGAUCAACAUGUUCUUCUACCCUCCUAAAAACACGGUUUGGUGACCCGGAUCGCCCGCUACAAAACUAGUUCAGAUCGGCAAUCCAGCCUAGUGAACUGGUGACUAAAAAAUUUAAAAUUAGGGAAAGAGCGGUUCUCUGACAGAACCGGCUAGCAGUCAGAAGUAGCCAGCUUAUGGGGGGGAACUGGCCGGUUUCUUACAUUUAAUAGGAUCCGGAUUGACCUGAUUGUUUCCCAAUUCGAAUUGGCCUGUCCAAUUCCCAUCACAAAGUUUUUAAAACCUUUGGGUGCAGCUAGUCUAUGUGAUGGAUAAAUUAAUGCAAGUCUUUCGGGAACUAAUUUAUAACUUUCCACGUCCAUUUUGUAGUACCAUUCAGUAAGUCCUAUAUCCUUGCCAAACGUUGUUUUCUUGCUUCCUCUGUUCGUUUGUUAUGGUGUAAAGCUCUCUUUGGAAAGCUUUUCACCCCAUGGGAAAGUGCUUUCACUCUUAACUAGAUACAAGGCUGCUUUCUUACCAAAAUGCAUGGAGUACCCUACGAGCCACUCAUAGACAGGUGAAAGUAAUAGUCCAACAGGAAAGACUUUAUCAAAGUUCAUUCUAGCAAAACAGACGCCAACUAGGAACUAUUUGUCGGGGUUCGAACUAGGAAGUACUUGUGGACAUAUAUAGGGGUUCGAACUAGGAAGUACUUGUGGACAUAUAUAGUGCGGCUGAUUGCUACAACAAUGGGAGAAAAAUAGUCGUCUCGGUCAUCACCACCAUCCACUGAUCCCUAUGGACACCACAAUCAUCACCAUUCAGUGAACGAGUUGGCGGGUUGUGAGGAAGCAUUGAAGUCAUGUUGAUGUUGUGCGUCCUGCCCUCUCUCUAUAUUUACCUUUCAGUGAUUGGACUGUAUCGUGACUGAUGAGUUAAGAGAUUGAACAUUUUGUAGCGUGCAAUGGCCUCCCAUCUUAAUCUGUACAGUACUAAGUUGUUGGAGAAGGUCCAUCAAGGUCUCCAAAAUAUAUACAAUUCAAAUGGAAAGUGUACCUAUUUGUAUAUAGGAAAAUUCACAGGUUCUGCGAUGUUAAAAAGGAAAUUUUGAAGGCGCCUACUAAGGGUUCUAUGAAAUUUUAUAUGGGGUAAAUAUCGUACAAACCCCUAUAAACCUUCAUUAUAUUAAACCCAACCUUUUGUUUUGUAUUGGCGGCAUUAGAAAAACAUAAAAAGUAUCAUCCAACCCCCUAUUACGUCCCACUUUUAUUUUUAUAUCGUUAUCCAUAUGAAUUACCUUCGUCAAUUUCCCUUAUUACAUUUAGGGUCAUUUUUCUCCUUUACUCUUUUAACCCAGUAAUUUGGCCCUUUUCAAUUAAAUUUUGGUCUAGUUUCUCGCUCGGUUCUCACAUAUCGACCAGUAGCAAGAAGCCGUAUGUAUUCCUUGCUCUGUAUGUGCCACUUCAUUUCUUCCAUGUUUGGGUGGGUUUGUCUCUUGCAUGUUCGAUACAUGGCCUCGUGUUGAAAUUAUGGCUAAGGCCGUAAAUCCAAGAUUCCUCAUUCAAUGGGAGUGAGUGAGAGAUGAGGAUUCUAGGUGUUUGGCUCGCUGGGGCCAAGAUCAUAUACCUCGAGUAUAUUAGACAAUGAGACAAACUGGUAAGAGAGAUAUUGCUUUUAAAAGUGAGGGUAACCUCUGAAUAAGAUAUAUAGAGAAAUUGCCAAAAAAAAAAAAA
Messenger RNA from Amborella trichopoda, 3356 nucleotides. Lineage: Eukaryota; Viridiplantae; Streptophyta; Magnoliopsida; Amborellales; Amborellaceae. The record is from RefSeq and is a predicted model, not a curated record.